GCGCGCACACACACACACACACACACACACACACACACACACACACACACACACACAAGUCAUAACUGAAUGACGGCAGGUCGCUAUGGAAACUGCGUUACGCUCCGGGCGGCCGGAGGAGAAAACAAGAGCGCGAGGAGUCAUUUCAGUCUUCAUUUCAGCACCACGCGAGCUCUUGGACAGCGCCCGAAUGAACUCGCGCACAGCUUCUAGCCUCAUAUGCCUUAUCAGAGACAGAGCCGCAUCAGCACCGAGCCUAACCCGAGUGGGUGGUAGGCACUCCAACAGCAAAACCAGCCCCCGUACAAGAGACACAGACUCUCCGGACCUGAAGCUCGGUGGACUCCCCAGGUCGAGCCAGUCGCCAGGAGCCAGUCGCUCCCUCAAAUGCUGCAGCAACAGGGCAGCAGCAUGUCUGAAACUAAAUCCAAUCAGCGGUUCCACAGCCUGAACACCGAGCAGGUGGAAGUUCUCCAUCAGGUUUUGUCAGAGGUGGUUCCAAUCCACGGCCGCGGGAACUUCCCCACGUUGGAGUUGCGUCCCCGAGACAUCAUCAUAGCUGUGCGGGCUCGGCUGCAGAAGCUGGGAAUCACAGUGAGAGAUGUUCGCCUGAACGGCUCCACGGCCAGCCACGUCCUCGUCCGAGACAACGGAACCAGCUACAAGGACCUGGACAUCAUCUUUGGAGUGGAGCUGCCCAGUCAGGAGGAGUUCCAGGUGAUCAAGGAGUCAGUGCUGGGCUGCUUGCUGGACUGCCUACCUGCUGGGGUCAACAGGGAGCGGAUCAGCAGCGCCACAAUGAAGGAGGCCUAUGUCCAGAAAAUGGUCAAGGUCUUCACUGAGCACGACCGCUGGAGCCUCAUCUCGCUCUCAAACAACAGUGGCAAAAACCUUGAGCUCAAAUUUGUGAGCACGCUGAGGCGGCAGUUUGAGUUCAGCGUCGACUCCUUCCAGAUCAUCCUGGAUCGUCUCCUAGAGUCCUACAUGCAGCAGGAGGCCCCCCUGAAGAACAAUACCGUUGAUGUAAUGGACCAACCUGCAGCCCAUCAAAAUAAAGACUGUCCCUCUUUGCUCCAACAGGCCACUGCUUCGGAAACAGAGAAGACCUCUGGUAGAGACUCAUCCAGCAAAGAGGGGUCACAUGUCAGCCAGACACAACAGAGAGAUGAGGUGCAUGAAAAGGAGUCCCAGACAGAACACACUCAACUAUCAAACCAGACAAAAGACUCCACAGUUGAAAAACACAACAAAGAGAAAACACCCGUGGAGCUGAAAGAAGUGUCCGGACACAAUGAAGCCUUCAAUGAGACGGACUCCUCAGACCAGACGUCUCCAAACCUUUUGUCAGAAAAGGAACAAAGUUCUGAGAAAGCUGAACCAGCAGCUCAGACUGAACUCCGACACGAGCCGGAGCUCCAUGACGUGUCCAGAUGUUUGACAGAGGUAGAACAGUCAGAGCAAACCAAGACGUGUGAUGGCCAACAACCAGCACAUUCAGAUGACAAGGAACUCUCUGCCCACAAUGAACAGUCCAACCACCCAAACCCCCCCGAUGACCAGAACGAACUUACAGAGCAAACGGGACAGUUCGAGCCGCCAACAGGCUCAAACAAAGCCCAGACAGAGUCUCCAAACCUGGCAGAUGAAUGUCACAGCAAAGAGUGUUUCAGUGAGGAUCAGAGACGUGACGAGAAAGACAAAAAUCAACUUGGAUCGGACUCCAGCACAUCUUUACAUGCAAAGACAGAGACACAGUUAGCAGAUGUGACAGGUGAGCCAGGACAGAGAAAAAAGGAGACAGAAAGAAGUGAAAUGACAGAAGAGAUAUUAGCAUCAGAAGCUAAAAACGCAGAAGACACACAGAGUAGCGAUUGUUCCUGCUCCACCUCUUGCAUUUCCCUUACACUUUACAACACAGAGCCUGCUGGCACACAUGAUGCACCAGAGAUCCACAGCACGCCACACACUGAUAGAUCAGAAAAAACACCUAACACACGUGAUGGCGUCAGCCCUCCACAUACUCAGGAGAAUUUACCUGCACCAGCCAGCCUUGUUCCUGACAAAAAGACCUCUUCUUCUCCCUCUUGUAAGGCCUCGGAGAGACUUUCUCACAUGGUGGUGCUUAAACACUCAUCUCCCAAACCCCCUCGCAAGAUGUGUAGGAAGGUAACCACCAAUCCUGACCCCAGUCCAGUCUCUGAAACCGAACUUGUCAUAGAGCCCGGUCUGGUUCCAAACUUUUGCCCUAGCCCUGAACCUGAGAUAGCCUUUGAGCCAACAGGUCCCAGUCCAGAUCCUACAACAACCCAACCAACCAGUUUUUCUACUGAAACAAACCCUGGGCCUGAACCGACCCCUUCCUGUAACAUAGCUUCCAACCUAGACCUUACCUCAGCUCCUGAUCCAGCCCCUGAUAUAAUCUUCACCUCUGCUGUUGAUCCCACACCUGCUUUACCUCAGGAGCCCCCACCGCCUCAGCUAAUCACAGAAAGAUCAUGUGAGACAAGUAUCCAGAGCGUGAAAGAGACCCCAUCUACACAGGUGGCUUGUGAUGAACAGAGCCAGCCCUCGCCUAGUGAAACCACAUGUGCACCCAAGCAAUCAGAGCCUCUUGACUCAGUGACCACGUUAGUUUCACACACUGACACGUCCCGCUCCAACACCCCAGAUCCUACACACAACUCAGAAGUUGAGCUCAGUGAUGAAGAUGAAAUCAGAGAACCACAAACCAAAAAGGUGGGCUUGAAUCAGUCAAAGGGCUGCCAACAAGAUAACACACUUAGUUCUCCCUCCUCUUCCCACUGUCUCACCCCUCCUGUACUCAGUCUUUCCCCUCCAUGCUUCACUCCCUCGCCCCCCAGUCUCAGCCCUCCCCCAUGUCUGACCCCUCCCUCUCACUGCCUCGCACCUCUGCCACUGAACACCGUCAGCCCUGCCACAAGCUUCAGCUCUCCACCCCUGAGUAUAAGCCCUACCUCAUCCUGCCUCAGCUCACCUCCUUACCUCACCCCUCCAAUGCUUAGCCCCAGCCCUCCUCCACUGUGUCUUAGCCCCCCUUCCCCCUGCCUCAGCCCUCCCCUCCUCUGCCUCACUCCGCCGGUGGAGUCAGAGGACCUUGUACCUCAGGAAUCUUCAGACAUGGAGCCUUUGAUAGUGAACAAAGACAGCAAAGAACAGAUUAAAGAGUCCUCUCCCCAGCCAGGAACUCCUCUCCUACAGUUGGAGGAUAUAAAGGAAAAAGAUUAUAUCUCAUCGUUGCCUCAGGUUGCAGAGCCCGUCUCUUUUCCAAUCACUAUCCCGAGCUCCAGCUCACAUGUGCCGCCUCUCUCUCAGUCUGAAGACCCAGGGGUAUCUGGCCCUCCAAAAGCCGAUGAGGCACGGAGCCCUGUGCCCGAGAGCAAAGAGGCCCCUAAGGUACCUGCAGUCAUGCCUGAACAGAGCAGUGCUCCUCAGACAUCUUGCUCGGUCCCUGCUGUCGAGGUCCUGGCAGAGAGCAUGUACGGUGACUUUGAGGCGGCCAUGGACCACCUGCGCUACCGCCUAAUCGCUACCAGGAACCCCGAGGAGAUCCGAGGAGGCGGCUUGCUAAAAUACAGCAACUUGUUGGUCAGAGACUACCGACCGGCCAGCGAGACUCAGAUAAAGACACUGGAGCGCUACAUGUGCUCGCGCUUUUUUAUCGACUUCCCUGACGUGCAGGAGCAACAGAGGAAGAUCCUGUCCUACUUGAAGAACCACUUUAUCGGCGAGGAGAGAAGCAAGUACCAGUACCUGAUGACGCUGCGUCGCGUGGUCGACGACAGCACCGUGUGUCUGAUGGGCCACGAGAGGCGUCAGACGCUGAACAUGAUCACAGUGCUGGCCCUGAAGGUUCUCGGAGAGCAGAACAUCAUCCCCAACACAGACCAUGUAACGUGUUUCUACCAGCCCGCUCCAUACAUGGCUGAUCACAGUGCCCCCUACUUAGCAGAACCCAGCUACUGCAGCUACUACAUACCCCAAGGAGGAUCAACUCUGCUUUACCAACCAUACCCCUUGCACCUGCACACACAGACUGGACUAGUCUAAAACACACACACCAACACACAUAAUUACAGAAAACACACAAUCGAGCAAGGGGAAGGAGCUUUCCACAAGGAAAAAGAUGGAGAAUGGAAAUAUAAUCCAGGGAUAAACUGUUUGGUCUAUAAUAGAUCUAAGGGGGUGGGAUUGAGUGGGUUUUUACAGUAAACUCCCUGAGUACUCUGUAAGGUUCUGAUAUGAUUAUAUGUAAUUAUCUGGGCUUUGUGGGAAAAUAAUAAUUCUUCCGAUAUUGUUAAAAUUCCAGAAAAUGCUUUAUGCACUGAAUGAGUCAUAGCCCUUAGGUCUCCCUGGGAAACCAACUGUGCUGUUGACAUUCACACACAUGCACGGACACACACACACACACACAUGCACGGACACACACACACACACACAUGCACGGACACACUCACACACACACACACACAUGCACGGACACACUCCCACACUCACACACACACACAAACGCGCACACACACACAAAACUCACACUUCCAGGGUUUUGAAUUCUUGUAAUCUUUUCAUGUUCUUACUGUGUCGUUCUUAAUGGGUUUGUUCAGAAUGUGGACCUUGCCUGUGGUUGAUAUUGAUAUUGUGCAUGGAUAAAUUAGGACUGUUCUCUCACUGCCAAAUACUGUGUGACUCCUAUGCUUCUUAAACAGUUUAAUGUAACUUUGUUAAUCCUUUACUGAAGGGGUGUAUUCUGAAAAAAGAAAUACUGAGGGACAGGUCUACCAGUGUGUACAGUACCUAUUUCAGAACAUACACAUGCAUGCACAACACUUACACACAAAAACACACCCUUACAUACUUACACGCAAACAAACCUGCUGUACGCACACAGAGUUGGACAAUGCAUGAGUAACUAAUAUAUAGAUCACAUAUUGAAGUCAAAGCAAAGGCUUUUAAUUUAUUAAAAAUGGAUCUAUUUUUGCAGAAGAUAAUACUCAGUGCUAAACAGACUGGUUAAAUCCUACAGAAAAAUGCCAACAACAAUGCCUUUGCAGUAGACUGUACAGAGUAUUGAUCACAGUAUAUUGUGUGCAGAUACACUGCAUUGUUUUAAGAUAAAUUGUGUUAAGAUGUAGUGCUUGAUUCCUUUCCCUCGUGUAGAGUCCUUUCUGUAUCACGUAAAGUACUGUAGUGUUGAUUUGUUGAAUGCUAAAGUUAACUCUGUGGAGGUGGUCAGGUUAUAACCAUCUUUGGGUCAUCUCUGAACAUAGCAGAUGCAGAUCUGUCUAAACCGAGCAAAUUACAUUUUAAACUUGUGUGACUCCUCUCAGCGUGAAUCAGCAUCCUCUAAUUCAAGUCUGAAUCCACAGGAAACGAGUUCCAAAUCCACCUCAAACCUGUUUGAGUCGAAGUUCAAAGCUGUGCUACAGCAAAUAUGACCAAAGAUGGUUCUGUAGGAAAUCAAGUGCCUAAAUGUGAGACAUCAUUGGCAUGUCUUUAUCUCACUGCACUGGGGGGUGUAAUGGGGUGGGCCUUGGGUUGGGUUGGGUCUGUGUCUUCAAUUGUUGACCCCUGUUUCUGCUGCCCGUUUUGAUGUCUUCUUUAAUGUAGUCCUUUGUUGUAGUUCAUUCAUGUACAUUUUGAUAAAAUAAAGGAGAAACUCAA
Messenger RNA from Etheostoma spectabile (orangethroat darter), 5679 nucleotides. It is a transcript of the gene tent5d, whose product is annotated as terminal nucleotidyltransferase 5D. Gene Ontology annotation, biological process: mRNA stabilization. The transcript has 3 exons. Bases 388 to 4068 code for a protein of 1226 amino acids. Gene Ontology annotation, molecular function: RNA binding; poly(A) RNA polymerase activity. Lineage: Eukaryota; Metazoa; Chordata; Actinopteri; Perciformes; Percidae. The record is from RefSeq and is a predicted model, not a curated record.